Ogataea polymorpha is the source of this 2454-nucleotide messenger RNA. RefSeq lists its product as uncharacterized. NCBI's taxonomy places the organism in Eukaryota, Fungi, Ascomycota, Pichiomycetes, Pichiales, Pichiaceae. The record is from RefSeq and is a predicted model, not a curated record. Gene Ontology annotation, molecular function: protein-containing complex binding; protein binding. The transcript is spliced from 2 exons. The annotation marks the transcript as partial.
AUUCCUCCUGAAUUGCUCAAUAGACUCAAGUCAUUUGCGUUAUUCGAAAACGCCCCGAAAUCUUUUUUGACUGCCCUGGGGCGUUCCCUGAAACCAGUGCAGUACUUUCCACAAGAAUACAUCGUGAAGGCUGGCGAACAAGCCAAGGCGAUGUAUUGGAUUCUAAGAGGUACAGUGGGUGUUACAUCCACUGACGGUGAAGCCUUGUAUGCAGAACUAGCUGCAGGCUCAUUUUUUGGUGAGAUUGGUAUUCUUUUCAACAGACCGAGAACCGCUACGGUGGUGGCCAGAACAAAGGUGCUCUUGGGGGUCCUCACCAAGGGUGCAUUAGGGGUUGUUUUGUCAGACUAUCCCAAGAUCGAACGUUUGAUUAGAGACGAAGGUCAGGAACGUCUUGCAAUGCAGGAGAAGCGAAAACAAAAAACGAAAUCAUCCGCAAAUCUUCUUUUCCAGAGACGUGAAAACUUAUCAGUACCUUCGAACGGUAGUAUCGAUAAUUCUAUCUCUGUUAGAGAAUUUUUGGGUGGCCUACCUAUUUUCAAAUCUCUACCGUCGGACGUGUUCCAUGAACUUGCUCUCAAGGUGGAGAUCAAAGAUUUCAAACCAAUGGAAUAUAUAUUCAAAAAGGGAGAUGCCGGAAGAGACAUUUAUUUUGUUGUGUUUGGGGAAGUUGAAGUACUAGAUGCUGAAAAGGCUAGCCAUAUAGUUGCAAGACUAGGAAGUGGCAAAUAUUUCGGUGAGAUGUCAUUUUUGUCUUCUCUACGUGAUGAUCAUGAUUCCUCUAAGACUGAGACGAGAUCAGCAGAUGUUCGUGCAGUUUCAGAAUCUGAAGUGCUUGUGGUCAAAGGCAACAUAUUAGAGGAUCUAUGUAAACGUUAUCCGGUUGUUGCAGAAGACAUGAAGUUCACUGCGUGCGAGAGGUUGAAGAAAAACGAUUCCAUUGUGGAAAUGAUUCAUUCUGCCGAAACUUCUCCUCAUGAUCGAAAUAUUGUAUCUUCCUUGACUGAGGACAGCGGAGAAAAACCAAUAUUUCGGAGCAUCUCAUGGUAUAAUGAGGAAUGUGCAUCAGCACCUCCUAGCCCUCAUGAUUCCGUCAUGACGCCAUACUACGGAGACUCGGUGAGCACAACGGGAACACAAGACCUAGCGAAAUUAAACAAUUUAUCAGCUCCAUCUUUGCUAUCUGAUAGACAUUCCAAGCCCGAGAAACCAACUAUUCAAUUGUACGUGCCAUCACCCAAUCCAGUCUCAGGAUCGCUUUACAAAUUUGGAAACUCGCUUAGACCUCCUUUUCAUUAUACGCCUCACGAUCACCGUUUACGAUUGUUAAACAUCAACAAUGGCCGCCGCCGAUCUUCUGUUUUAUCUUCAGGCCCCUUUCCGGACUCCAUAUUUAUCAAAAUCUUCAAGUAUCUCGAUUUACCCAAUUUGAUGAGAUUCGCCACAGUUUGCAAGAAAUGGAAGCAGCUUUUAUACCUGGGACCAGAUUUGAUAAAGACUCUCGAUCUAACGCCGUGGAAACGAGAUCUUACAGACAAUGCUCUUAUUCAGAUUACAAAUUUUGUUGGACCCCGCCCUGAAGUGAUAAACGUUUCCAGUUGUUUCCACAUCACAGAUGCCGGUUUUUGUUAUAUGAUCAAUGAAAUUGGAAUACGGGGGCGCAUAAAGAAGCUCUAUAUGAGCAACAACUGGAAUAUUUCCGCUAUGUCUAUUAUGGAUCUGAGCAUUGUUGCUAGGGAACUAGAUUUGAUCGACUUCUCAAACUGUCCAAAAGUUCGCGAUGAUGUCAUUGAGAGGUUGCUUACACCACACGGAUCCAAAUAUGGCUGCCCGAAUUUGCGGAACUUGAAUUUGUCUUACUGCAAGUACCUGACAGACAGGGCAAUGUACCAGAUCGCCAAUAAUGCCUCGCAACAAUUAACGUCGCUGAAUCUUACCAGAUGCACUACAAUCACAGACGGUGGAUUCAUGUUUUGGUCACAAACACGGUUUCCUAAUUUGAAGAGGCUUGUAUUACGAGAUUGUACCUUUCUUUCAGAUGCUGCUAUAUCCCAUUUAUCAGUUGCAUGUCCCAAUCUAGAAGACUUAGAUCUCACCUUUUGUUGCGUUUUGACAGAUAACUCGCUUGCAAUGUUAUAUCUUUAUUGCAAGUAUUUGAGAUCUUUGAACCUAUCAUUCUGUGGGUCAGCAGUCAGUGAUAACUCGCUAGCUUCGAUAUCUCGCUUGCCUUGUUUAGAAAAUCUCUCUUUGAGGGGAUGUAUCAGGGUCACUCGCCAAGGAGUCGAUAAGAUUUUAUCAAAUCUCCAGAAUUUGAAGUUUUUAGACCUGAGUCAAUGUCCAAGGGUGGAUACGUACCAAGGUAAGGCCGUAGAGCCCUUUGAAAAGCAGCCAGGCUCCAGGAACGCUUACCUUAAAAUUGCGCCAUAUCGACGAAUUAUUCAAGUAACAUUAUAA